Molecule: messenger RNA, 3114 nt
Organism: Lepisosteus oculatus (spotted gar)
Lineage: Eukaryota; Metazoa; Chordata; Actinopteri; Semionotiformes; Lepisosteidae
Gene: trim105
Product: tripartite motif containing 105
Biological process (GO): protein ubiquitination
Cellular component (GO): cytoplasm
Molecular function (GO): ubiquitin protein ligase activity; protein binding
Source: RefSeq, a predicted model, not a curated record
UUCAACUGUUGAAAACGUGAUGCGCUGCAUAGGCUUUCGUCUUGCGCAACACUGGCAAGCGCCACUAAACUCGUGACUUUAUUUCGCUCAGUCGGCAAACAAAAAAACACUUCGCCUCCAAGUCCAGCUUCCUCCCAGACUAAACUUUCGGUUUUAAAAGUGAUACACUUAUGUAACCCCGAGCACCUGAUCUCCGUGUAAAGAAGAGCUCAUACGACGUGCAGUGUAUCCGCCUAUCGAACCGGGCAGGGAUGAAAGGAGCUUGCUCAUUUGUCAGGGAUCAGCUCAAUCACACCUCUUGCUGUUCGGGAAGUAGGCAAACAGCCGCUGCAGUCAGCCCGAAGUGGUGUCUGACUGUGCAGGCUGACCCAAGAUCACCCAAGUGAAGACUGGACUGGAAGAGGGACACCCCAGUGUUUUUGCAAUACAAGGACAAGACGGUGAAAACAAAACCAUGGAAGCCACCAGGAGGAGGAUGAGUCUGAGGGAAGACCUGACCUGCCCCAUCUGUUAUGAGCUCUUCACCGAUCCUGUGAUGCUAGGUUGCAUGCACCACUACUGUAAGGGCUGCAUCACGGCCUUCUGGAGGCGGGCGAGAGGCCCUGUGUCUUGUCCACAGUGUCGCCGCGAGUUCCCCAGCAAGAGCUUCCAGACCAACUACCUUGUGGUGGGCAUGGUAGAGAAAGUCAAGACCAGGAGCACUGAGAGCUACCAGAGGACCAUGCAGAAAAAACUGAAAGAUUCCCUAGAGUCUCAUCUGACCAAGAAGGAGGAUUUCCUAAACAAGAUAAGGCGCAAUGAAGAGAAAAUGGACAUUGUGAAGAGAGCAGGAACUAAGCUGCAGGACAGGGUGAAGGAGGAGUUCCAGGCCUUGCACCAGGUCCUGCUCAGUGAGGAGAUGGCCAUGCUGGAACAGUUGAGGGUGGAGGAGGAGAAGAUGCUGGGGGAGCUGGGCAGACACCUGGAGGAGCUGAAAGGGGCCGUGAGGAACCUGGAGGAGAGCAUCACAGCGUUGCAGCAGAACAUUGAUUCCAUGGAGAACAGCGGGCUGGAGGAGAUUCCAGAAGGUGACCCAGGCCCAGCACUGCAACUGAACAACGAACCGGAGAUCGACGUCGAGCGUGAAAAUGGCAAAUACCUGGGUCCGUUACAGUACAUGAUCUGGAGGAAGAUGUAUAAGCUUCUAAAACCAGGGCUGGCUCGGCUGACCUUUGACCCGGAGACUGCCCACCCUAACCUGCUUCUGUCCCGGGACCGAACGGCGGUGGUGGAGUGCGACGAGGUGCAGCUGUACGAGCCCAGCCCCAGGCGCUUCAGCCAGUGCGUCAACCUGCUGGCGGCUCAGGGCUUCGACUCCGGGAGGCACUACUGGGAGGUGGGGGUGAGGGGCAAGACCAAGUGGGACCUGGGGGUGGCGCUGGAGUCCGUGGACCGCAAGGCGCGGGUCAAGCUGUGCCCCGAGAACGGCUACUGGACGCUCCGCCUGCGCCGCGGGCGCGAGUACUCCGCGGGCACUCAGCCGGGGACCCCGCUGCGGCUCACCGGCGCCCCCUGCAGGAUCGGCGUCUUGCUGGACUGCGAAGAGAGAAGGGUGUCGUUCUACGGCGCCGACGACAUGGUGCUCCUCUACUCCUUCGUGCGCGGGCCCCCGGGGAAGGUCUAUCCCUUCUUCAGCACCUGCUUCAGCGACCGAGGCCAGAACGCGGCCCCCAUGCGGCUCCUCAGUCUGGAUCUGUAGUCUCGCCCGCCGGAUGCAUCCUCCGGUACUGUUGAUAUUUCUGCACACAUGGCUGGGCUGGGAUUACUAGUUACACGCCUAAAAGAAAUCCCACAAUUGCUACCUUUUUGGAAAAUGUUUCAAGUGCACAUCCGUUGCCAUCCCUGAUUAAAACUCGAUUUAAGCAGGAUUUGACCACAGCCACAGCCUGCAUUGAAUGUGGUGUCAAAUACUGCACUCGAGAAAGCAGGCAUUGCGUGUUUCUCAUAUUCAGACUUUGUUCCCUUUGCACUGUCGACAUCAGGAUAUGUUUUCAUCUUGGGUACACGCUCCUUGGCACUCCUGAAACUCUAGUUAUGUCUGUGUGAAGCAAGGAUCUGAGGCAGUGUUGUAUCACCAACUAUCCACAGAGAGUCUGGAUGGCUUUGAUACUGCCCAUCUUUAUAAAAAAUGUGACAUUGCACAACGUAAUGUUACUUUUGUCAGUGUACAGGGAACUACGUGUUAUAUUUGAAAUAUAGAUUUAAUCGGUAUUUUUCCACAACUUUAAGUGUUAAGUCUUCCUGGAAUAAAUGCAUGACUUGACAUUUUAUAGCUAUGAGAAUGAUAAUACAGUUUUUUGAUGACACUUUAGAUUAGGGGUUGCAUAUGUCAUUUAUAAAGUUUGAAUACAGUGAAAAAUGUGAUGGUAGCCAGCCUCUGCUAUGGUUUAGUUGAAUGUAGCAAAUCUAUAAUCCUGACCGCUACAUGAACCAUACCCCUGGCACUGAUAAUUGAGUUAGGACAAGGCCAUAAAUAAUCUGUUGCUAUCAUGUUAGUAGAUCAUUUAUAGAUGAUUUAUAGAUGGUUAUAAAGAAUUCCAAAAUUUAAGUGUUUUAUUAGCAUGGAGAUCUAUGUGUAUUACACAUUCUGUGUGCACUGGAAGCUGAGUAUUUCAGUGCUGUUAAAAAUGAAGUAAAAAAUAUAAGCUGCUUCAUUUCUGUGAGCUUUUUCAUAGUCACUUAGAAAUGGGUAUUAUUUUUUAGCAUCUGUACCUUUGUAAGGAUUGUAAGGAUUUGGGGUUAUUUCUUUCUCCCCACUGAAUAUAAGUUUUAUAAUGCUGAUAUAAUUGUAACAUUCUCUCUUCCAUGUCUUGUCACUUUUCAGUUUGUCCUCAAUGUUUUGAACUGUAUUCCACACCAAUUUGUUCAAUGCAACAUGGACAACAGACGCUGUAGUCUAGGCAGAGUCCUGUUCAGCCUUUUUGGGAUAUACACAGAAUUCUACAAAUGUUCAUUUUCUCUUAAGGCAUAUGCUGUUACAUUGCUGAUGUAUUCUGAGUUUCCUCAGUGUUUUUUCAGUUAUCAAUCAGUAUUGCUUAUUAAAGAAAUAAAGCUUGAAUCCCUGAUCAUUUCUAA